CAGUUAGUUGUUGACUACGUGUCUGGACGAUUGGUUGGCAUAAUGGUUGUGCUAUUUUGUAUGCUGUUCGUCAUCGGCUUAUGUCGUUGCAAUGAUCUUCCAUCAAAAACUGAAGUCGAGAGCUCAAUCAAUCGAACGAUUGACGAAGUCGAAAGAUUGAUUCGCCAAAAUUCUACUUUGCCAUAUCUCACCAGACAUGAGAUUAUUGACAUCCUUUUUAAUAUUACAUCCAAAAAUCUUGAGACAUACGAGAACAAAAGUACACACACAAUGGAGGAAGCAAGAAAUAUCUAUCAAAAAGCUUUAAUGGUAGUUUUACCUUAUAACGCGCGCGCAGAAGACACCAGAGAAAACAUCAAGGAUCUACAUAUCAAACCGCCAAUAGUUCAAAUAAUUGCGGAUCCUUCUCCCAAUCCGGAAGACUUUGAAGUGUGGAAGAAUAAGAAAUUAGAAGCAAAAAACAUACUCAUGCAAGAAAUGCAUAUACAACAUGAUAAAAAGGAACAAUCUCUCGAUAAUUUUGUAGUAACACAUGCUCCAAACAAAAACUUAGUAAAUGAAGAGAGAGAGAGCGAACACCCUGAACAAACACAAUUGUAUAGAAAUCACAAAGAAACGUAUUCGGAAGUGUCUUCGAAGGUACCUAUGAAAGAGACACUAAAUGAUUCAGCGCCAAUCAAAUUUAGCUUCAAUCUGGGAAAUCUGCAAAAGAGAGAGAGAGAGCAACCCCCUCCUACCAUUGUUUUUGAAAAACAAACAACUACCACUAGACAACCAAUAUUUCAAGGAUCUUCAUUAAUCAAAGACAAAGAAGUUUAUGUAGUAUAUAGUACCAGUGCAACAACAAUCCCCCCACGAACAAUAGAGACAAAAAAGUAUAUUUCAAUGUUUAACUUGGAACCGGAGAGAGAAAAAGAAAUGAUAUCUCGUCCUUUAAAAUAUGAUGAAAAUGUUUUGUCUGUUGAUCAAUGGCGAUAUAACGCACCAAUAACACAGAAAGAAAAAGAAAGUACCACAAUGUUAACAAAACUUGAUGAAACAGAUACGCUUUUUAAAAGAAUUCGCAACAAGCAACAGCUUUUUCCAACUGCUACUACACAAAUGCCAUUAGAAAAUAUAGCGCCGACUAACAAAAUUAAGUACAUUCCAGAGAAUUCAAAGAUAACAUCCGAAAAAAUACAAAUUGUGAAUGCUGAAUCAGCUCCCAUUUACGUGACACCAAUGCCCCUCUCUUCUCCUUUAUCUUUUAUUUCUUCUUCCACUUUGCCGGCGCGUGAGAAAGAAAAAUUAAAAUAUAAUUCUACUUAUAUAUACAAUUUAAACACUGGAGGUUUUCGCAAAAUCACAACGAUGCGUCCAGAAAUAAUGGAAUUGCUUGCUUCAAUUGGACUUCGACCGAAAAAUGCUACAAAUGUAGAAGAUGUAUUUAAAAAGAGUAAUAAAGAUUUAGAGAUAAAAUCCCGAAUUCCUAACAGUAACGGUUUAGUCUAUACAACUUCUCUUUCCAGUCUGACAGAUGUUGUGCACGAUUCAUCACCAAUAAACGCUCAAAACACUUUUGAGAAUCCUGUUUUAGAGAUCGGAAAAGGCAUGAACAAUCUAACACCUGAUGUACAAUUACUUUUCCAAAAAUUUGGUUUACAAACAUCUAAUCUAGUGACAACAACAUCGUCCCCGCUGAAGAUCACUAACACAAAUUCUUAUACCAACUUCAAACCUUUGCCAACAUCUAAGAUAAGAAACGAAGAUAUGAAAGAAUUUUUAGCAAAAUUUGGACUUGGUGUUAGCGACAGCAGACAGAAAAAGGCCAUGUCGGUAUCAACGGAACGUCCAUCGUUGAUCGAAGUCGUUCCAGAUAACAUGAGGCAAAUUCUGGAGAACAUAGGCCUCAUAUCUCGCAAGACAUCGGGAACAAUAUCAAAGAUCGAGAGUAUGGAACCAACAAAAACGACCCAGUUUCACGUGUUUAAACCUCACGAAGUCCGUGUAAAGAAUGAAGAGGAGAGAAUGAAAAUUAAUGAACUUUUAGACAAAAUUAGAUUAAUUCAGGAAGGAAAAGCAAACGCAACGGACGUACGAAAAGUAGCCGAUAAUCUGCUUGUUACUACAAAAACUUUAAAGGAUGGGCCGGAUCCGCUGAGUCUAGAAGAGAUGAUUAAAACUCUCUCUCACUCUUUUUCUUAUAAUGUAAAUGUAAAAAAUGAAGUAAAAAGACAACAGAAUCUGAAAGAAACUACUACCAAUGAUGAUCGAGCUCUUUCAGCGCCUACUGAAUCUGCAGACGUUUCUUUGACAACAACGACGACUAUGGCCACAAUCCCGACGACUUCAGAUUCCACAAAGAAUGGUUCAAACUUCCGUGAUGCAUUGGCACCAACUGCAGAGUCAUCAAUAUCUACAAAUGCAAAUCUUGCGGCAUUGGAAGAAUCCUUUGGUGGUACUACACGUGCACCGGAUCCUGUUCUGCCAACCAAACGAAGGAACGGCCUAUAUUUUCUGUUGGACUGGAAUACCUUCCUUGAGGUCGGCGAUGAAGAGAGCGAGAAAGUAAAUCUGAGAUUUGAGCCAAAAGUUGGUGACAGAACGAGAUUUUUGCCAGUCAGCGUGCCUUAAUUUACAAUAAUAUAUUAAUUUUAAUGAAAUAUUUUUUCUGAAGAACGUUAAUUUAAUUUAUGU
Trachymyrmex septentrionalis is the source of this 2676-nucleotide messenger RNA. RefSeq lists its product as uncharacterized. The record is from RefSeq and is a predicted model, not a curated record. Bases 43 to 2613 code for a protein of 856 amino acids. Lineage: Eukaryota; Metazoa; Arthropoda; Insecta; Hymenoptera; Formicidae. The transcript has 3 exons.